This is a messenger RNA of Rhea pennata, 738 nucleotides long. RefSeq lists its product as uncharacterized. The transcript is spliced from 3 exons. Lineage: Eukaryota; Metazoa; Chordata; Aves; Rheiformes; Rheidae. The record is from RefSeq and is a predicted model, not a curated record. The coding region runs from base 100 to 738 and encodes 212 amino acids.
UCCCUGCACACUGUGAGCCUCGUGAGGAGUUUGGAUAGCAGCAGGCUCAGCCGAACAGGGCCUCUGCGAUCGGUGAGUCCCGGGAGACAGGCAGAGAGCAUGUGGAAAAGCCAAAAGGAGAUUGCCCCUGCCAGCCUGGUGCGGAGCACAGAGGGGAAAUGGAUGAACUCGGGAGAACUGCUGCAAGCUGGGGGCCCCGGGAGGCGCCCAGAGUGCGGCUGGCAGAGCCUCAGGGAAAAACUGCAGCCUUCCAUCCUAGGGAAGGGCACAGACAGUGAACGGAAAGGCCGAGGCAAGCCUCUGCGCCCCAUGAGUCCAGCGCAACCACCAGAACAGGACUGGAAGAGUCAGGGAGAUGUCCACCAAGCUCAGAAGAUGGAGAAAGACUGGAAGCACCAAGAGAAGCCCAUGUGCCAUGUGGACUUGAUGCACCAUCUGGAAAGGGCCUGGAGGAGCCCCACUAGAUGUCUAGAUGCAGGACCACAGCCAGACAACAACUGGAAAAGGCCUGGGAGUCCAGCACAGCGGUUGGAAGAUGACUGGAAGGGUCCAGAACCAGCCCGAGCCUCAAACAACCCAGAGAAGCCAUUGGAAAGUGACUGGGGGAACAAGAAGAAUUUAAUUUAUCUUUCCCAGCCAGGUGGAGGCACCCUCCCACCACAAAGCAGUGCCAGCUCCUCGGGAAGCCAACACCCAUACCUGAAUGCCAGCGAGAAACACAACAAGGUCAGCACGUAG